AAAAAGGAAAAAACCCUACUUCCUUGUACCGACUCGCAACUCAAACAGACGCUCCUUGUCGCUGCACUCAUCAGCUGUGACAGACUCGUUCACCUGAGCGAAAAGACGCAUUUAACAGAACAUUUGUGGAUUUUAAAGACCAGCGCGCAGGAUCACAGACUGGUGCAACAAAUUUUUUCCACACAGGUGGAACAUGAUCAGUCAGCAGAGAGCGAGAAGAGAUGAACGCUGAAGUAACUCUCUACCCUUCUGUACACCCAUGGACUAAACGCUCCAACACUACCUCUCUGAACCCCACAGGCUCUCACACUUCUGCAUGGAUCUUCCCUUCAGUCCCCCGGGCUCCAAACUCCUGCGUUGCUUCCUUUGAGAAAAUGUAUCCCAGCGAACCCAACCUCUCCCCAGACCCCCAGCACCUGGAGGCCCCGCUGGACUUCUUCCACAAGCUCGGGUACUCCACGGCUCAGGUUCAGGCAGUUCAGCAGAAGUUUGGCCCAAACAUGGACACAGAUAAAGUUCUGGGGGAGCUUGUUAGGAUCGGGGCUAGUCGGGAGGCCAAUCAGGGGCCGGUGACCACGAUGUCGGUGUUGGUGCCCCGAGGGGACAACCAGGCUGGGGGCCCAACCCUGCUGCUGCCUUUUAGUGUAUUGUCUCCGCAGAACAGGGAGGAAAGUGGCGAGGAUGAAGAUGUUCUAAGACCCAUUGUUAUAGAUGGGAGCAAUGUGGCCAUGAGCCAUGGGAACAAGGAAGUUUUCUCUUGUCUUGGAAUCCAGUUGGCUGUCAACUUCUUCCUGGAAAGAGGCCACACUGAAAUCACCGUGUUUGUUCCCUUGUGGCGGAAGGAGCAGCCCAGGCCAGAUGUUCCAAUCACAGAUCAGCACAUUCUGCGGGACCUGGAGAGGAAAAAGAUUCUUGUGUUCACACCGUCGCGACGUGUUGCAGGCAAACGUGUGGUCUGUAAUGACGACUGCUUCAUUGUCAAGCUGGCCUAUGAGUCUGACGGCAUAGUCGUGUCCAACGACAUGUACCGGGACCUUCAGGGGGAGAAGCCGGAGUGGAAGCGCUUCAUCGAGGAGAGGCUGCUCAUGUACUCCUUUGUAAAUAACAAGUUUAUGCCUCCUGAUGAUCCUCUGGGCCGCUAUGGACCGACCCUGGAGAACUUCCUGCGGAGGUUUCCAAAGACCCAGAAAAAACAUCCAUGCCCUUAUGGAAAAAAAUGUACUUAUGGAAUCAAAUGUAAAUUCCACCAUCCUGAGCGAGCCAAACAGUCCAACCGCUCGGUUGCCGAUGAGCUCCGGGAGAACGCUAAGCACCCUAUGGCUCAGAAACAGUCUUCAGCUCGCUCUAGUCCUGUGCCUGGACAGAGCCUCUCGUUGGUGGAGGAUAUGGCGAAGAAACUAACUCUGCAACAUGAGAGUGGCUCCUCAAAGAAAGAUCAGAAAAAUGAACAUGUAGCUCAGGUGAAGGUGAGUCACCGCUCCAGCAAGAGGGCCACAACCAGAAAGGAGAAGACCAGCCAACACUCGUCUUCUGACCACAGCUCAGUGAAGCAUUGUGGCUCUCACGAGCAGCUGGACUCUGGUUUAGGCUCCAUUGACAGUCAGCCAAUGGAGACUCAUUGGAGUGAUCACCACUAUAGGAAGAAAUACGGGAGCUCUGAGCACACCCACAGUGUAAGACAACAGUACAGCCCUCCUGGAAGCGCACCAUGCAGCUGCUGCUCACAUGGCCCUUCCUCCAGGGGGACCACGCCAGUUUUCCAUCACCACAACCAGCAUUACAGCCUUGGGCCUGUCAGCAGCCACAGCUCUGAUAUGACUCCCUACAGCCCGCCUCAUCAUGCAAGCUACUGCGCCUACCCAGUCAGCAUUCCGGCGUACAGUCAGCCGACAGAUUUUCUGCACAGCGGAGUCCACAGCCGCCAACAGCAGCAGCAGUACUGGUCCGAACCAUUCGGGGCUCAUCCUCCGGCAGUCCGCAGCCUGCCAGGGGACCACUCGCACUGGGAGCCUCCUCAGAGUACACAACCGAGUCCCGGCGGGGGGGGGGAGAGAGAGGUUGUCCGGAAGAAGCUCCUUGCUAUCUUCAGUGCCCACUUGGUGGACACGGCCAUGGACAUGUUUCCCCAGCAGAUGGAUCCACAGAAGCUAGUUGCCGAGAUCCUCAUGCUGCAGAGUCAGAACAGGUCGCUGAGAUGAGUCCAGUGCCAUUCUGAACCCACGUCUUUCAGUAGAAAGACUAAAAGGAUAAACAUGAGUUUGUGUAUUUUUGUAUUGUGGUAUCCACCUUGCUAAAAAAUAUUUGAAUGCUUUGGAACUAUGUUACGUUGUAAGUUGCCUCAGUGAGCUGGAUAAAAUAAGUGCCAGUAUUCAGUUGAUACAAAUUGUAUCUUUAUUUAAAUGUAAUGUAAAAGGACAAAGAUUUAAAUGCCACAUAAUAGGAUGUAACUCAUAAAGAGCGUUCAUUGUCUACUUCAUUAGGGAAACUUUUAUGCAAUCUAGUACAACCAUAAAAUCUACUUUUAUUAUCCCUACUGACGCUGCCAGAGAAUGAAUGUUAAUGAUAGUGUUUUGUUUUUUUGUGGUGUGGGUGAGAUUUAUACUGAAUAUAAAAAUGUGUCAUAUUGGCACUGUGUGCUUUCACAGCCAACUAUUGUAGGGUUAGGCAUACCUAUCGUUCAAUAAAAGUGUCUUGAUGAAAUGAUAACAUUGAGUUAUUGUGGGGCACAACUUCUAAAGGCACACUAAAUAAUAAUUAAUCUCUCAAAAAAUGAGAUUUGAAACUUUAAACUGGCUUUAUAAUGCUUUGUAUUGUAUUAUUUAUUGUGUUUUUGCAUUUGUUCUUGUGAUACUUUGUCCAUAUUGAGACGAGAAUACAAGAAAUUGUAAUAUUUUGUAACUGUUCAUCUUUUUCGGGAUCAGACCCAAGAUGACAACAUAACUGUCAGUAGAGACAGUUAAACAAAAGUGUUUGUCAGUGUUUAAUUUAUAGUGACAUUUAUACUAUUACAUAAGUCCGAGCAUGACAAACCUUAAUGUUUUUAUUUCAAUGAGGAGUAAAAAUUGUGAUUAUCUCUGUUGCAAAAUAAAAAUGAACAUGAUAUGGUGA
Messenger RNA from Micropterus salmoides (largemouth bass), 3108 nucleotides. RefSeq lists its product as uncharacterized. Gene Ontology annotation, biological process: 3'-UTR-mediated mRNA destabilization; nuclear-transcribed mRNA catabolic process, RNase MRP-dependent. The coding region runs from base 222 to 2198 and encodes 658 amino acids. The transcript is spliced from 6 exons. Gene Ontology annotation, molecular function: mRNA binding; metal ion binding; RNA endonuclease activity. Gene Ontology annotation, cellular component: cytoplasmic ribonucleoprotein granule; nucleus. Lineage: Eukaryota; Metazoa; Chordata; Actinopteri; Centrarchiformes; Centrarchidae. The record is from RefSeq and is a predicted model, not a curated record.